This is a messenger RNA of Dicentrarchus labrax (European seabass), 1174 nucleotides long. RefSeq names its product purine nucleoside phosphorylase 4b (gene pnp4b). Gene Ontology annotation, molecular function: purine-nucleoside phosphorylase activity. Gene Ontology annotation, cellular component: cytoplasm. The transcript is spliced from 7 exons. Gene Ontology annotation, biological process: nucleoside metabolic process. The coding region runs from base 127 to 1014 and encodes 295 amino acids. The record is from RefSeq and is a predicted model, not a curated record. Lineage: Eukaryota; Metazoa; Chordata; Actinopteri; Moronidae.
AGUCAAUGACCUCGACUGUGUUUACAGGCUCUGAUUCAACCAAUCAGAGUACGGCACAUUCUCACUGUCUGUCUGUCUGUGUGUCUGUCUGUCUUCUUCUUCUUCUGGUAUCUCUGCAGUGUGACGAUGCACUGCAAAGGAAACUCCUGCUGCUGUUCCUUUGAGGACUACAAACUGACCACAGAGUGGCUGCUAAACCACACGAGUCACCGUCCGAAGGUUGCAGUGAUCUGUGGUUCAGGACUCGGCCUGCUGGCUGACGGAGCUGCCAACAAACAGACCUUCAGGUACCAGGACAUCCCCAACUUCCCUGUCAGCACAGUCGCAGGUCAUGAAGGCUGCCUGGUGUUUGGGACGAUCGAGGACACUUCCUGUGUCUUCAUGCAGGGUCACUUCCACCUGUACGAAGGUUACUCCCUCUGUCAGGUGACAUUCCCAGUGAGGAUCUUUAAGCUGAUGGGGGUGGAGACUGUGCUGGUGACCAAUGCCUCUGGAGGAAUCUGUCCGGACUUUAAAGUUGGUGAUAUUAUGCUGAUCAAAGACCACAUCAACCUGCCAGGAUUUGCUGGACAGCAUCCAUUGUGUGGACCCAAUGAUGAGCGUUUUGGGAUCCGGUUCCCCUGUAUGUCCGAUGCGUACAGUAAGGAUCUGCGGCGGUUGGCACUGGAUGUUGGCUCCGAGCUUGGCUGCAGUGAUUUCAUCAGAGAGGGGGUUUACUGUAUGGUGAGCGGACCAAACUUCGAAACCAUCGCUGAGGCCAGAAUGCUGCUGAUCCUGGGCUGUGACUCUGUGGGUAUGAGUACAGUUCCUGAAGUGACGGUGGCAAAGCACUGUGGACUCAGAGUUCUUGGUCUGUCCCUCAUCACCAACAAGGUGUCUCUGGACUACAGUCGGGAGGAGAAAGUGAACCACGACGAGGUUCUUGAGAUCAGUAAGAUGAGGGCGGAGGUUCUGCAGAAACUUGUCACCAUGUUGAUCUCUCGCUGCCAACAGCAGAGCAUCAACACACACUGACACAACAACACCUACUGACACAUCAACACCCAUUAACUACUGACACAUUAACAGAGCUUCAGAAGAGUCCACCACUGCACUCUCAGCACUGAAUAAUAUUUGACUAUAAAUGUUCUCUUAGUGUCAGGUGUUCUGUUAAUAAACUGCAGUGAGUCUGUGA